AUGCAGUCCUCCACAUCCCGCCUGAGAGCAUGCCGGCUUAAUGAAGCGGUUUGAUUGGACGAGGCUGCUAACGCUAAAAGGGGCGUGAAGCUAGCAGCUAACUAACCUAGCUUCAGUGUGAUCAUCUGGAGUUCAUUCUUGGCGGCGUCCUGCAGAAACGAAACAGCAGAGCGACUAGUUCAUGCAACAGGAAGGAUACUUAGUUCACCUGUGUGAGCUGUAGGAGCCACCAGCCUGCCGGAGGAGCAUGUAGUUAGUGAGAUGUUGACGCGGCCUCUCUCUGGACAUUGUGGCUAUCGGCUUCUUGAUGCUUAGUUAGCCUAGCAUGCUAGUUAGCUGUGGCUCAAACUAGCUAGCUAGCUUAGCACAACACUGGCUUCACAUUAAGCUAGCUCGCGUUAUGAGGAUCUCUUAACAGCAGUGUCGUUACUUUAACAUCAUUUACGUUAGGCUUUAGUAAACGUUUUGCUUUGCACUCAAAGUUAGUCAGUCUGGCUAACGGGUAGCUAACUUAAACGAGCUAACAAUGCUAGUUUAGCUUAGCAUAGCAUCGUUUGAGUCGUCCCUCGCUGCUCUGCUCCAGCAGACUAACGGGUCGGUAGCUAGAAGGUACCGGGCAUUGUGCGGUAUGUAGCCAUGGCAUGCUGACCAUCCAUCCAUCAGGAGAGCUGGUGUCUGGUCACAACGUUACAGGCAACGUUAGGCCAGAUCUGGAUGAGCAUCUAGUUGUGAUAUGAGCAGUGAUGGAGAUGAGAGAUGAGUAGUAAGUAGGGUUAGUGUGCUUUGAGUUGUACAGACCACAGGGCCUUGCAGUGAGUUAAUUGUUGCAUUUCGUUAGUUAGUCUAACAGUUGCCUGUUUGAUGAUAUUUCUGCAACACAUGUAAAGUUUGCAAAGUUUAGAGAGCAACAAUGUAAAACCCCCUGAGCUUGGUGAGCCGUUUUAAGUUGAUGAAUUGGUGGCGGGCAGCGAUAGCUAGCAAGAUGAACAACUCAGGAUUGUUUCCACAAGAAAAGAUGGAGCUGGAUCUGGAGAUCCCAUCUUCCUUAGGUCAUAGCGAUGGACAAUUGAGGCGAUCCAAUAGUGCACCCAUGAUAAAUGGCUUAAGUGAUCACUCCCAGGUGUUCCAGAGAGAGGUCCUACGUAGCCGGAGAAAUAGCACUACAGUUGUCAACAGGCCCAACAUGGUUCCUUCAUCGCCUAUUCGCGUCCCCAGCACCAGACUUCAUCAAAUAAAACAAGAGGAGGGUAUCGAUGUGAUGAACAGAGAAACUGCUCAUGAGCGGGAGGUUCAAGCCGCCAUGCAAAUGAGUCAGUCCUGGGAAGAAAGCCUCAGUCUGAGUGACAACGAUCAGGAGAAGUCGGCAUCUUCGUCUCCAAAGCGCAUCGACUUUGUGCCUGUGUCGCCUGCACCAUCUCCAACCAGAGGGUUAGGAAAAAAGCAGUGUUUUUCUCCUUCACUACAAAUCCUUGUGAGCAGCAAUGGCCUAACACCCAGCCCGAUACCCAGCCCGACGCGACGCUUCAGCCGACGAAGUCAAAGCCCAAUCAACUGCAUCAGAGCCAGCAUACUUGGGCCAAUGAAACGCAAAGGUGAGAUGGAGACAGAGAGUCAGCCGAAGAGGCUCUUCCAGGGUACCACCACCAUGCUGUCGUCUGAUGUCUCCAACCUGUCAGAGCUCGGUUCCUGUCACUCUCCAGAUUUGCUGGACGGCAGCCUCAGCAGCGUCGGAUCCUCCACAGGCUCACCUGGCAAAAUGGAGGGAGUGUCGCCCUCGUCGUCCAGCAACUCGCCCUUCGCUUCCCUCCAGGAUUUGUCCCCAAAGUGAGCAUGGGAUAGCAAGAGACACUAUAUAAAAGGACUGGCGCCAAAAAGCGUCUCUCCGGGGGAACCGGUUUUCCUUCUCAGACCCUCCAUCUCACCAUCGCUUAGUGGAAUCUUCCAUGUUUGUUUCUGAGCAGCUGUUCUCAUGGCAACAUUUCGGAGGGUCUAGAUAUGUUUGAAUUAAGGAGACGAAAGCCAUGGAUGAGAUAAGUAUGAAAGAGAUAAGCCUAGCAAAAACUAGGAAUGACUGAAGACACUGUGAGCACCAGCUGCUAGUAGAGGAUCUUGGAUGGUGCUUGGCUUCAUAGUGAUAUUGUGUUCAUAACUGGCUAUGCUUCUGUCCUACCAGAGAGACAUUGAGCACUGGACAUAAAAAAAAAAAAGACUAUUUGGAUGUGUACAUUUCCCCCAUUUUUGUGCUGGAAAACUUCUGUCCACAAGCCUUUGUAUGUACACAGUCUGCAGAUUUUGUAAGAAAAUAUUUAACUUAUUGUUUUCCUGCUUUGUUUGUAAUUAUGUACAUAUUAACCUUGUCAAGAUGUCGUACAUAGUUUUAAGUUUGUGAUUGGCUGUGUGAGGUGAAUGUGGGCACAGGUCUUCAACAGCGCAAGUUUUCUUUGUAAAGGAACAUAAACUACUUUUGGGGUACACCUAUGGAGAUUUCCUUACUGUUAUACUGUAAGAGAAGUUAUGUUUUCAGCAGAUUUUCAUAAUAUUUUUAUGAUAUGGGCUAUUAACUAUGGUGAUUUUUUUCAGUUUGGCUUUUAUGCCCCCCUUACCCAUGACUUGUUGCAACUAAAAAAGGGGAACACCAUCUAAAUUCCAAUGUUAUUUCCAUGGUUUAGGAAAAUUCAAUCAAUAUGUGUGAACAUGAGCUACUCUCUCUCUCAAAGCCAGAAACCAGAGAAGUCUCAAAUGUGUGAUGUCAUAGGGUGUAAUAAGUCUGGAGCGGCUCCAUAGACAAUGAAUGGGAGGCUGAUUUUGUGGUCCCACAGAAUGAUUGUUUUCUUUUUUAUACCCAAAUGAGCUUUAUUCUAUGGUAGUGUUCUCAGUUGUGAAACAGAAAAUGUUCCCAUAUACUCAGGACAUUCCCCUGGUUGCUCAGUGUCAUCUGUAACAUCUCUCCCAUUCACUGUCUAUGGAGCAGUUCCACACUUUGACAUCACAAGUUUGAGGUUUAGCACUCGUUUUGGGAUUUGGGAGAAAGUUGUUCAUGUUUAUUAAUAUUUUUGGACUGUCUUAGACCAUAGGAAUAACAUGUAUGAAUUUUGAAAAUGAGCGUAGUUCCCCUUUAAUUGCCCAGUAUGAGCAAUUAAUGUACCCGCAGUUCAUGGUGGAUGAAAAAAGACAGUCAUCACUGUUGUGCUCUCAACACUAAAGGUUCCUCUGUAUCCUGUGUUUUUGUCAGGAGGUUUUUUGUAGAUAAGCAGAGUAUAGAAAUAAUAGUUUUCUUUUUACCGGGGAAAUGUUCUUAUUUAUGGAAAGAGAAGUUUAUUAUAAGAAUUGGAUGGCGAUAGGUUUCUAUCCCCAGUAAAAGUGAACCAAUUGUGUUUACAGCAAAUCAACUGACUGCUGCAACAUGCAGCAUAAACUAAAAGGCACCAUCGCAUUGUGAGUUAAGAGACUGCCGUUUCUGCUGUGGUUACAUUUAUUAAAAUAGCUUUUUUUUGCACAGGAUACUCAAUCCUGUGAAGUUUCCGCCUGUGCGUGAACGGGGCAGAAGUGAAACUCGACUUUCUCGUAAAACAUGAUCAGAGAAUGCAGUAUAUAGAGGUUAAGCCUGUACUGUGAUUUUUUUUUAUUUUUUUUUGGCACCUAAAUUUGCUUUCAACCAUCAUCGCCCCAGUGUCCAUACCCCCUGUGUAACUUAUACACCUGAACCCCUUCAUGGCUCUGUAGCCAUUAAUGUGUAUGUACAAAAGGAAAGUGAUUGUAAAUCAUUUUAUGGAAGUGUGCCCUUUAAUUUAAAGAAAAAGCGUGGUUGCAGUUUGUCUUUUUCCUUUAUACAAAUAUUUUUUUUUCUAAGUCAUCUUAUAAAGUGUUCAGGGCAUGACUUCAGCAAAUCUGUAUGACUGCAAUGGAAAGGCUAUAAUCUGCCAAGCUGGCUCACAUCUUGCCUAAUGCUUGUGUCUUUUGUGAUUGCAAUCGUAGCGGACAUCAGGACUAAAUAAAUUAUUUCUUUA
Molecule: messenger RNA, 4007 nt
Organism: Sebastes umbrosus (honeycomb rockfish)
Lineage: Eukaryota; Metazoa; Chordata; Actinopteri; Perciformes; Sebastidae
Gene: pabir2
Product: PABIR family member 2
Exons: 10
Coding region: 950-1828 (292 amino acids)
Molecular function (GO): protein serine/threonine phosphatase inhibitor activity
Source: RefSeq, a predicted model, not a curated record